GUCUAUAUGUAUGUCUACAGAGAAAGGCGCAGAACCAUCGUCAUGAUGAAUGCGAUCGGAGUAUCAUCCUCCACCUAUCCCUCGGCAGCUCCGUCUGUCUGACGGCCACCACAGUGCAUGUCGUUGUCAGCAGCCAAGUAUUCCCAUCAGCAGGGAUACACACACGCACACUCCCGCUCAUCUUCAGGUCCGGCCGUUAUCGGGCAGCCGAGAGGUGAUGAUGGAGGAGCAGCGUGUGGCAUCUCCGGGUCAGCGUUCAUUGUUGCGGCCUGUCCGAAUCCGGGAGGAGGCACCAUCGAUGAUAUCCCUCCAGCCGUACAAGGCGGCCCGGGGACGACCCCGAUGCUAUGUCUUCCAUCCCUAGCCCAGGCGCCCAUGUCUUUCAAACUGACCUGGGUGACCACGCCAUGCUGGUGGGAGAUGUUCUCGAGGCCGUAGUGAUCUUUCAAGCCACUGUUGUAUCGUUGCCCACUGUAGGUGUACAACAUGCCAUAUCGCCCGAGGGAGGGAGAGC
This is a messenger RNA of Dissoconium aciculare CBS 342.82, 514 nucleotides long. RefSeq lists its product as uncharacterized. The record is from RefSeq and is a predicted model, not a curated record. The coding region runs from base 118 to 438 and encodes 106 amino acids. The transcript has a single exon. NCBI's taxonomy places the organism in Eukaryota, Fungi, Ascomycota, Dothideomycetes, Mycosphaerellales, Dissoconiaceae.